Messenger RNA from Mesocricetus auratus (golden hamster), 6916 nucleotides. It is a transcript of the gene Robo2, whose product is annotated as roundabout guidance receptor 2. The transcript has 30 exons. Bases 667 to 5466 code for a protein of 1599 amino acids. NCBI's taxonomy places the organism in Eukaryota, Metazoa, Chordata, Mammalia, Rodentia, Cricetidae. Gene Ontology annotation, molecular function: protein binding. The record is from RefSeq and is a predicted model, not a curated record.
GGAAAGUACAUUCUAGGUUCUGAGCCUGUAGCUAGCACAUCGCUGGAAACCCCCUCUGUCCUCACAAUGGAUUAACUACCCUCUGUGCGUACUAUAUUUUUGUUCAGCUUUUGCUAUUCUGAGUCUGGACUGAAGCAGUCGUUAUCUGUGGCGGUGCCUGGGUGAUUUUCAAGCCGAGCACUACCCACCCAAGUAGCUGUGAUACCGGCUUUCACUGAAGCCUUAUUACUCUUAAAAGAGCAAUUUGGUUGGCUGCACGGCUAUUAGGAUCACACAGGCAGCCUGAAAGCUGUCAGUACAAAUGCUUCUCAUGUUUUCACACAGUCCUGACAUCUCUUCUCUUUUCUGCUGGACCCACAUUCCUGUUUUUAUCAUUUUCAAUCAAGUGCACGCAGGACGCUGAGGAAUAUUCCCACUGAAAGCAAAGUGGAGAGCAGGAAUGAUUUUACAGCUCCUAAAGUGGAAACAGCGCUGACUGCGGGCUGAGGAGCUGGAGCUGGAUCCGUGAGAAAUGUAGCUUGGCUUAGGGCUACAUCAGGGAGCUGCUCCUUCAGCUGCUAAAGCUGGCAAAACACCACCUCCCCCCCAGCUUCUCAAUGAUUAUUGCUAUUUUCAUAACCGGGAGGGAAGAGGAUGUGAGAAAUUUUGCAAAAUUCACUUGUGGAAAUGUUACCAUCCGAGAGACUGGAGAAAAUUACUAGACUUGAACUUCUCUUCAUUUUGAUGCUUUUCUUCUCUGGACCAACUCUCUGCAAGCUGACCAGGACCCCCUGGAAAGGCAAACCUUGGAAGGGGGGAUCUCGUCUUCGUCAAGAAGACUUCCCCCCCAGGAUUGUUGAACACCCAUCUGAUGUCAUUGUCUCCAAGGGAGAGCCCACCACUCUGAACUGUAAGGCAGAGGGCCGGCCAACUCCCACUAUUGAAUGGUACAAGGACGGUGAGAGGGUGGAGACAGACAAGGAUGACCCCAGGUCACACAGGAUGCUUCUGCCCAGCGGAUCCUUAUUCUUCUUGCGAAUUGUGCAUGGGCGCAGAAGUAAGCCGGAUGAAGGGAGCUACGUUUGUGUUGCAAGGAACUAUCUUGGUGAGGCAGUGAGUCGGAACGCAUCUCUGGAAGUGGCAUUAUUGCGAGAUGACUUCCGGCAAAACCCCACAGAUGUGGUAGUGGCAGCUGGAGAGCCUGCAAUCUUGGAGUGCCAGCCCCCGCGGGGACACCCAGAACCCACCAUCUAUUGGAAGAAAGACAAAGUCCGAAUUGAUGACAAGGAAGAGAGAAUAAGUAUCCGUGGUGGGAAACUGAUGAUCUCCAAUACCAGGAAAAGUGAUGCAGGAAUGUAUACCUGUGUGGGCACCAAUAUGGUGGGAGAAAGAGACAGCGACCCUGCAGAGCUGACUGUCUUUGAACGACCCACGUUUCUCAGGAGGCCAAUUAACCAGGUGGUGCUAGAAGAAGAGGCAGUAGAAUUCCGUUGUCAGGUCCAGGGAGAUCCACAGCCAACUGUGCGCUGGAAAAAGGAUGAUGCAGACUUGCCAAGAGGAAGGUACGAUAUCAAAGAUGACUAUACCCUGAGAAUUAAAAGGGCCAUGAGUACAGAUGAAGGUACCUAUACGUGUAUUGCUGAGAACCGGGUGGGGAAAGUGGAAGCUUCAGCUACCCUCACUGUCCGAGUUCGCCCUGUUGCUCCUCCACAGUUUGUGGUUAGGCCAAGAGAUCAGAUUGUUGCUCAGGGCCGGACAGUGACAUUCCCCUGUGAAACUAAAGGAAAUCCACAGCCAGCUGUUUUUUGGCAGAAAGAAGGCAGCCAGAACCUACUUUUUCCAAACCAACCUCAGCAGCCCACUAGCCGUUGUUCGGUGUCCCCCACCGGAGACCUCACCAUCACUAACAUUCAGCGUUCAGAUGCUGGAUACUACAUCUGCCAGGCCUUAACGGUGGCAGGAAGCAUCUUAGCUAAAGCACAGUUAGAGGUCACAGAUGUUUUGACAGAUAGACCUCCACCCAUAAUUCUGCAAGGACCAAUAAACCAAACACUUGCAGUAGAUGGUACAGCAUUACUGAAAUGUAAAGCUACUGGAGACCCUCUUCCUGUAAUUAGCUGGCUAAAAGAAGGCUUUACUUUUUUGGGUAGAGAUCCAAGAGCAACAAUCCAAGAACAAGGAACACUGCAAAUUAAGAAUUUACGGAUUUCUGAUACUGGUACUUAUACUUGUGUGGCUACAAGUUCAAGUGGGGAGACUUCCUGGAGUGCAGUGCUGGAUGUAACAGAAUUGGGAGCCACCAUCAGUAAAAAUUAUGAUAUAAAUGACCUGCCAGGGCCACCAUCCAAACCACAGGUCACUGAUGUUACUAAGAACAGUGUUACCUUAUCCUGGCAACCAGGUACACCUGGAGUUCUUCCUGCAAGUGCAUAUAUCAUUGAGGCUUUCAGCCAGUCAGUGAGCAAUAGCUGGCAGACAGUGGCAAACCAUGUUAAGACAACUCUCUAUACUGUAAGAGGGUUGAGACCCAAUACAAUCUACUUGUUCAUGGUCAGAGCGAUCAACCCCCAAGGACUCAGUGACCCAAGUCCUAUGUCAGAUCCUGUACGGACACAAGAUAUCAGUCCCCCAGCACAAGGAGUGGACCACAGACAAGUACAGAAAGAAUUAGGAGAUGUCAUUGUUCGUCUCCAUACUCCAGUUGUCCUGACGCCUACAACCGUUCAAGUCACGUGGACAGUGGAUCGGCAACCCCAGUUUAUUCAGGGAUACAGAGUGAUGUAUCGUCAGACUUCUGGCCUACAAGCUUCAACUUUGUGGCAGAAUUUAGAUGCCAAAGUUCCCACUGAGAGGAGUGCUGUCCUAGUGAAUCUGAAAAAGGGGGUGACUUAUGAAAUUAAAGUCAGACCUUAUUUUAAUGAGUUCCAAGGCAUGGACAGUGAAUCAAAAACAGUCCGUACUACUGAGGAAGCGCCAAGUGCCCCUCCCCAGUCUGUGACUGUGCUGACAGUUGGAAGCCACAACAGCACUAGCAUUAGUGUAUCCUGGGACCCUCCACCCCCAGACCACCAAAACGGAAUUAUUCAGGAAUAUAAGAUCUGGUGUCUGGGAAAUGAGACACGAUUCCAUGUCAACAAAACUGUGGAUGCCGCCAUUCGCUCUGUAGUGAUAGGUGGCUUAUUUCCUGGAAUCCAGUACCGGGUAGAAGUGGCAGCUAGUACAAGUGCAGGGGUUGGAGUAAAAAGUGAACCACAGCCAAUAAUAAUUGGGGGACGGAACGAAGUUGUUAUUACAGAAAACAAUAACAGCAUAACUGAGCAAAUAACUGAUGUUGUGAAGCAACCUGCAUUUAUAGCUGGCAUUGGUGGUGCCUGCUGGGUAAUUCUGAUGGGCUUUAGCAUCUGGCUGUAUUGGAGAAGAAAGAAGAGAAAGGGGCUCAGCAAUUAUGCUGUAACAUUUCAAAGAGGAGAUGGAGGACUAAUGAGCAAUGGGAGCCGUCCAGGUCUUUUAAAUGCAAGUGAUCCCAAUUAUCCAUGGCUAGCUGACUCUUGGCCAGCUACGAGUUUGCCAGUAAACAAUAGCAAUAGUGGCCCAAAUGAAAUUGGAAAUUUUGGGCGUGGAGAUGUGCUACCUCCAGUACCAGGCCAAGGGGAUAAAACAGCAACAAUGCUUUCAGAUGGAGCCAUUUAUAGUAGCAUUGACUUCACUACCAAGACCACCUACAACAGUUCCAGCCAAAUAACACAGGCCACCCCAUAUGCCACAACCCAGAUCCUGCAUUCCAACAGCAUCCAUGAGCUGGCCGUUGAUCUUCCCGAUCCACAGUGGAAAAGCUCAAUUCAACAGAAAGCAGACCUGAUGGGGUUUGGUUAUUCACUACCUGAUCAGAACACAGGUAACAAUGCCUUACUUUACAUCCCUGACUACCGAUUGGCUGAGGGAUUGUCUAAUAGAAUGCCUCACAACCAGUCACAGGAUUUCAGCACCACCAGCUCUCACAACAGCUCAGAAAGGAGUGGCAGUCUCUCAGGAGGGAAAGGUGGGAAAAAGAAGAAAAACAAAAAUUCUUCUAAAGCGCAGAAAAACAACGGAUCAACUUGGGCUAAUGUCCCUCUACCUCCUCCUCCAGUCCAGCCCCUUCCAGGUACAGAGCUGGGACACUAUGCCGCUGAACAACAAGAAAACGGCUAUGACAGUGACAGCUGGUGCCCACCAUUGCCGGUACAAACAUACUUGCACCAGGGUAUGGAAGAUGAACUGGAAGAAGAUGAAGAUAGGGUCCCAACACCUCCUGUUCGUGGUGUGGCCUCUUCACCUGCUAUCUCUUUUGGACAGCAGUCCACUGCCACUCUUACUCCAUCCCCAAGGGAAGAGAUGCAACCCAUGCUUCAAGCUCACUUGGAUGAGUUAACAAGGGCCUAUCAGUUUGAUAUAGCAAAACAAACAUGGCACAUUCAAAGCAAUACUCCACCUCCACAGCCCCCUGUCCCACCAUUAGGUUAUGUGUCCGGAGCCCUGAUUUCUGAUUUGGAAACAGAUGUUCCAGAUGAGGAUGCUGAUGAUGAAGAGGAGCCAUUAGAAAUCCCCAGGUCCCUCAGAGCCCUAGACCAGACACCUGGAUCCAGUAUGGACAAUCUAGACAGCUCUGUGACAGGUUCAAUGGUAAAUGGAUGGGGCUCUGCAUCUGAUGAGGAUCGUAACUUUUCUAGUCAUAGAUCUAGUGUAGGUAGCUCCUCAGAUGGCUCCAUCUUUGCCAGCGGCAGCUUUGCACAAGCAUUGGUGGCAGCAGCAGAUAAAGCUGGUUUUAGGCUGGAUGGCACCAGUCUUACAAGAACAGGAAAAGCCUUUACCUCCUCUCAAAGGCCACGACCCACCAGCCCAUUCUCUACUGACAGCAAUACCAGCGCAGCGCUGAAUCAAAGCCAGCGACCUCGGCCCACCAAAAAACACAAGGCAGGGCGGAUGGACACACAGCCAGUGUUACCUCAUCGGAGGGAAGGGAUGCCAGAUGAUCUUCCCCCACCACCAGAUCCCCCACCAAGUCAGGGUUUAAGACAGCAGAUAGGCCCGAGCCAGCAUUCUGGUAACGUGGAAAAUUCAACAGAGAGAAAAGGAAGCUCUCUAGAGAGACAACAAGCCGCCAACUUAGAAGACACAAAGAGCUCAUUGGAUUGUACAGCUAAAAUCGCCCUAGAGUGGCAGCGUCCCACCCAGGACUGGAUAAACUCUACAGAGCGCCAAGAAGACACACGGAAAGCCCCUCACAAACAAGGGGUUGGAUCAGAGGAGUCCUUGGUACCCUACAGCAAGCCCAGCUUCCCAUCUCCAGGAGGGCACAGCUCUUCCGGAACAGCAUCCUCUAAAGGGUCCACUGGCCCUCGGAAGACUGAGGUUUUGAGAAGUGGCCACCAGCGGAAUGCCAGUGACCUUCUGGACAUUGGAUAUGUGGGCUCAAAUAGUCAAGGACAGUUUACAGGUGAAUUAUAGUAACUGAGAGGGGACAUACAAAGAUGCUCUGAGGACCAUCAGGUCUGAACUCAUGGAAGUGAUAACAUUUAACAGUGCAAUGAACAAUUUCCUUAUUUAUGUCCUAUUAAAAAACUGUAAAUGCAAUGUAAAGACACACAGCCACACAUAUCCCACAGUUAUUUUCUUGUGUUCUCCUCUUAAAUUACACCACCUACCUUAACUCUUUCUUGUCAGGAGUAUAUAAGAAAAAGAAAGAAAGAAAAACCCACCGUCCAGGAAGAAAAAGGAUUUUCCUCUGUAUAUAAUUUCUUUUUUUGCAUUACUAUGCAAGCUCACUCUUUUUAACUCUGUCCAUAUUAUUGUCUGUUCUUAUUGGUCUGUUGUACUAUAUGUGAAUUAAUGGGCUGUGGUGCCAUAUAUUAACUUUUAAUUGUGUAACUUUUAUGUUUAAAUUUUGCACUGCAAUUUUAUUUGGUGAUAAGCACAAAUCUCUACUCCUCAUGACAUGAAGAAAUGAUUGAAUGUGAAGGGAGUUUUCUGUACUGUAAGUUAGGUUGGGUAAUGCUGGUGUAACAAGUCCUGUGAGAUGGUUUUCAUUUGGGGUGUAGAAUUAGGAAGAUUCAAAGGAAUGAUGGUGUUGGCAAAGUCUUCUUGAAACAUCAGAUAUUGAGUCAAAUUUAAGAUGCACAAAGAUGGCUUUUACUAUUGAAAAAAGCAGGGGUCAAAAGAAGGAACUUUAAGUCUAGGCAGAAUAUGUGUUGAAGUGUUCUGGUAGCAAAGAUGUACUAACUUUCUUUAAAAAUAUAAUUAAAGAUUUAUUUAGAAUCAACUUUACCUGCCACUGUAAUUGACACAAUUGAGACUUACAAUGAGCAAAAUGGAAUCAAGGUGUUUCAUGAGAUCUGUAUUUAUAUUACAGCUUUUAAAAGACUGGCAUUUUUGAAUUAACAUAAUUAAGCUUUCCGACUCAUUAAGUCAGAAUAUAACAUGAAGUUCCCCAAGGAAACAAAGAAAAUGAACUCUAGAAAUUCUAGCAAAUAGUGAAAGAAGCAACUUAUUAUUAGGACAUACUCGGGCUACUCUUGAAUAUUGCAAUAUCUUCUUCAUCUUUUUAAUACAUGUACAGUACUUACUAGAGGAUGUAGCCACAUCACUUAAGUUCAUUACUUAAAAAAACUAAUUCAUGCUGCAUACAAUUUUGUGUUUCAUUUAAUUAAAAAGUGAAAUCAAUGCCACCAAAUGUAUAGCUAACUUGUAAGUACUUAAAGCCAGUGCUCGAAAUAUGUUCAGUUUACACUUAGUAGAUUUAUUGAACUAAAUAUUUUCUGGUACAUUCUCAGUAACUGGCUACCAACAAUAUCUGUUUGACCCAUUUUGAAUGAGUAAAUUGGAAAGAACAGUGAAAAGGGAGAAAAAUGCAUGUUUAUACACUUUUUAAAUAAAACCAAAUCUUGUAAGUGGACAUUAA